UAUUGAUUUUUGAAAACCAAUAUUCUCGCGUAAAAACUUGUGAUUUCUCAUCAAACAUUGAAUUAUUUUAGUAUAUUGGCUUAGGUGAGUAUUUUUUGAGAUGGUGCUUAAAUUUUCCCCAACAGGUGCAUCGAUUUGUGAUCAUAGCUUUUUGACGGCAAAAGAACCGAGUGGGGAGACUUUGCGGCAUUGGAAAUGGAUUAAAAAAAAUUAAAUCCAUGUCAUAUCCAAGUACCUAUAUACCCUACAUCGAUAUUACUUUUUUAAUUUGCAAUUUUACCAACGCUCUGACGUUAAUGCGUACCUAGUUGAUCACAGUUGUGUUGUGUUAUGUGAUCUAUCGUACAUCAUUCUACCUAGAAUCCUAGAAUGUAGCUGUUAAGACGGAUAUACAUUACAUUAAUUGGUUGAAGCUUAGUGUAUAGUGAUAUUACAAUGGAGCCUUGUGCCCCAGGAACUGAAGAUGAUGGUCCAAUCUCUUAUUCUACAUUGACAAAGCAGGAGAAAGAAAUCGAACGCAUCCUCAAUCAGAAGGCCAUUCUGAAGGAUGGAUCGUAUGCCAGAAUUUUUGAGCCUGAUAACAAGGCAAACCAUGAAUCCUAUUACUGUAGGGUGUGCGAAUGUCCAGUGCAGGGCAAAGUGUUCCAGCAUGAGGUCGGGAAACGGCAUACGCAAAAUCUGCAAAAUUGCAACAGGGCAAACAGAACUGGGCAAGAGUUGCUGGAGGGAACGUUGGAACGUGACAACGAGGUUGAGAAAGAAACGAUUGACGUGGCUCCUGGCGAACCCCUACCGCCUGGAUUUGAGGGCGAAAUAAACACGCGGACUUGUCAGAUACAGGAUAGACUGGAUGGUUUUAAAGCUGGUCCCCUGGUAGCUUUGGAAUACUUAUUGGAAUUGCAGGACUAUGACCCAUCUAAAGAACCUGUCUAUUUAUGUAUUUUGUGUGACAAGAGAGGCGAUCCGCGUACUGUUCUCACUCAUUUGGCUAGCUACCACCACAUUUCACAGUAUUUACAAAGACAUUUUCCGACAAGCUGGCGCGCCCUGACCCCGUACAUGACGAAACAAUACAAAAGGAACUGGCAAGCGGCAUUGCAAAAAAUCGGCGAAGGAAUCGAAAAGAAGUUCGGGCGAUUGAAACCGAUGCCCAUCGACAAGGACAAAUUUGAAAAGGACAGGAUGGUAUAUUUGAAUAAAAUUAGCCAAGGAAAGCAUUUUUCUGAGCUGUCAGGGUACACGUUUGAAGAGCUUAUUGUUCACGAUGAAUUGACAAAGAAUCAUGAUGAUGGCCAAAGCGGUCCAAACGUGCCCAUAGCCUCAGAUUGGGUGGCCAUCCAGAAACCGUUUAAGAGACGCAGUCCUUCUCCGCCUGUUGUCAACGCACCGAAAAAAAAAGGCGACGCCGGCAACAAAUCCUUUGAGCCUACAAAUACCAUCUCUAAGCCGCCUGGCCGCAAAAACUCCGUAACUCGCAGACCUGAGCGCAGGCAUUCCCUCUCGAGCAUUUCAAGUGAUGAUGAUGAUGAGUUAGGGGCCAGAAGAGCAGGUUUCAGGGGCAGAGGCGGCGGUGCCAGAGGAGGUAGAGGGGGAUUCAGACCGGCGGAUAGGUUUGGAAGAAAUCGAUCGCCUAUCUAUGGUGGAAGACGUACGUCCCCAUCCCCCAGACACAGAUCACCGUCUCCCAGAAGACGUUCUCCCAGGUUAAGACGUUCUCCCUCACCCAGAAGACCCAGAAGGGACGAUCCUCUCAGGAAGAAAAUGGAAGAAGAAGAAAGAGAGAAAGAGAAACUCAGGAAGAUAGAUGAGUACAGGAAAUUGUCCAGGGCCAUCGAGAACGACAUGGCGGAGACUCUGAAGAAGCAUGAGAAAAAUCCAGAGAAACAUCCUAACUAUAAUGAAGAAUGGAAGAAGUUUUGGAACAGAAGAUAUAAGGAGUUGCAAGCAACUGGAGUUGACGCGUCUAAGUAUGAUUUUAAGCCAGAGUGGAUUGAAUUUUGGAAUAGGAGGAUGGUCGAAUUGCAUAGUGAUGAAGUUAGAGCUAAGAAAGAAGCAUUACGGAGAAGACUGGCUCUCGAUGAAAUCGCCCCGAUAAAGUUCAAAAUCGGCCCAGCUAACAGAAUGCCCAACGUGCCGAUGGCAGCACUUCCGGAUCAAGACAACGAGGUGAUCGUCAUAGAAGAUAACAAGGACGACGAUAACAGUUCGGAUAGAAAGCGUGCUAACAGUCCUUGGGAAAAGGAUCUGCCUGUCCAUAGGCGGAGCCCUAAAAGAAGGAGUCCCCCAAGGAUAAGUCCACAUAGGAGAAGCCCGCCCAGAAGGAGUCCUUCCAGGCGCAGUUCCCCACGCCGAAGUCCUCUCACUAGGUCCAGAUCGUCCGAAAGAGGCAUCAAACGAAAAUCCGACUCGCGAUCCUUGUCUAGAGACCGAUCCAGAUCCAUAAAUCUGUCUCCUCACUCCAGAGAUAGGAUGUCAAAGGACAGGAGGAGCCGAUCCAGGGAACGCUUUAUCAGGGGCUUAUCCAGGGAGGACAGAGGAUUCGGGGAGCACCGAUCUAGGGAGAGAAGUUGGGAUAGGAUGAGGGAGUUCAGAGAGAGCUCUUUUGAGAGGGAUAUUAGAGGCAGAGAAAGAGUCAGGACUGUCGCCGAUUUGCCAUGGAACGUAAGGUUUGAGGCCCCACCAUCGAUGCGUGACGUUCGACCUCCGAUGAUGAGAGAUGUUCGACCUCAUCCUGAACCUCCAGAAGACGACGACGAUGAUGGUGAGAUUAACGUAGUGGACGUUUUGCGUAUCCUUACUGCUCUAGAGGACAAACUGGGAUCGUUAGGUCCGAAAGUGAUUGAUCUGUUAGCCCAAGCCCUAUCUCUAGAGAAGAAAGAAGCGAAUAGUUCCGAGACCCUCCUGGAUAACGACAUAAACUGCGUCAUCUUUGAAACGGUCAAAGAAAAACUGAAAGGCCAACUGAUCGCCGGUUUGGUAGACAUCGUGCAAGAACGGGCGUUCAAAAAGGCGAUCAAAAAGACUGCUGGUUUGCUUCAUUUGGCCAGCGAGAGGAAGAAGAAACGGGGGAAAGUAGGACACCGAGCGAAUCCUGUCGCUGUUCCAGGUGUUGGGGCCGUGGACAAGGCCGCGAUUGCCAGGCAGAUUGCGAACGCGUUGAUCGCGCAGGGGAAGACGGACGUCUCACAACAGGAGCUUGAACAACUCAUUAACGCAGUGGUCGGAAUGGCGGAAGCCUCAAAGAAUUCCAACAAACCAAUGACAACGGCGGCUUUUGUGUCUCAGAUCUCUGGCGGUGUGGCGAACAGCAAAACACACGAAAAGGCAAGCGCCCCUACUAACCAAGGCGUCACAGAUCUCGAUAAACUCACCGAACCUUUGACUCCCAGCCCUGGAAGAAACUCGCUGAGUAAUAUGGAGAACCUCUCGGAUUCUGACCUACAGACUCUUUUACAAAACUUCAAGGAUUUGUCAACGGACGAGCAACAUAACCUUAUCAAUUAUCUGAAGAAAAUGGAGUUACAGGAGCCCGAAAGAGUGGAAAAACUUAGGCAGUACGUCAAUUUGGAUCCUUCUAAGGAGGAGGAGGAUAGUAAGAGCAUGAAAAGUCCGUUUUCGAAUCGAUUUGCUGGUGCUAACCCUGGCUCAGAGGACUUGGUUGAUAUAGAGUCAGAUGAUGAUAUGGACGACAAAGGAAAUAACAAAGCUCAAGAAAAGCAACAGGACAAUGCAAAUAGUAACAAUAAAGUUGUGAGUUUAGAUUCUGACGAAGAAGAUUAUACAUUCGAAGAUGUGGUGAAGUCAGUUUCAAAGACAGUCAAAGCUAAAGAAACUGAAACGAACAAGAAAAUAGUAGAAGAUACCAUGAAAUUUGCUAGUAAUAAAAUGAAAGCGGAUGAAAAUCUUUCAAACGCCAAAGAUUUGAUAUCGAAUCUUAUGAGCAACAUUAAUAAAUCUAACACAUCCGACAAGGUGGAUCUUCUAGGUUUAGGUUCGUACGUGCCGGUAUCGAAAAGCGGCACUUCGGAUUUAUUAAAUAGGUCGGAUCUGACAGCGACUUUGAGUAACAUCAACAUGUCGAAUUUAGCUAGUAUUAUGAACAGUGUGAAGAAUUUCCCCUCUCCAAAUGACAAUAUGAAUUUUAGUCAAGCAGAGCAACCUUUGAGGUACGAACCUCCCAAUCGUAUUUCCCCAGAUAGGAGAAUAGGAGGUUAUGGGCUCGGAUCGGGAGGUUCAAUAGGCCCAGGUCCACAAAGACCUAUGGGAAUGACCCCUAUGAUGAACAUGGGGCUCAGAGGGCCGGCUAGACCGAUGAUGGGUGAUAUGGGGCCUAGUCCUGGCGGAUUUGGUAACAGGAUGCCCUUCCAAAGACCCCAAGGUAAUUUUGGGAUGCUUCAGCAACAUAGUAAUAUGCCGUUCUCGAGAGGUCCCGGAGCGAUGGAUCCCAGAAUGGGGAACCCGAGAUUUGGAGGUUAUGGGAAUAGAUGGUAGGAUUUUUUAUAUUGUAUGAUUUAAACAUUGUGAAUCUUUAAUUAUAGACAUUAAAGCGUUUA
Molecule: messenger RNA, 4553 nt
Organism: Acanthoscelides obtectus
Lineage: Eukaryota; Metazoa; Arthropoda; Insecta; Coleoptera; Chrysomelidae
Source: the annotation of a GenBank genome assembly